AACGACAUCGCCCUGCUGGAGCUGGACCAGCCCGUGGAGUGCAGCGACUACAUCCAGCUGGGCUGUGUGCCCGACGCCUCGCUGAGGGUCUCUGAGCUGAAAUCCUGCUACAUCGCCGGCUGGGAUUUUGCCAAAGCUCAGGGAGCAGGCAUGGCGCUGCAGGAGGCCAAGGUCCACCUCAUGGACACGGAGCUGUGCAACAGCAGCCCAUGGUAUGCAGGAGCUGUUCAUCCUGACAACCUGUGCGCUGGGUACCCACAGGGCACCAUCGACACCUGCCAGGGGGACAGCGGGGGUCCCCUCGUCUGCAAGGACAACACAGCCGACUACUUCUGGCUCGUGGGAAUGAGCAGCUGGGGAAGAGGCUGUGAAAGAGCCAGGCACCCCGGGAUCUACACCUCCACUCAGCACUUCUACAACUGGAUCCUGCUGCAGACGGGCCUGAGCCCGGCAGAAAGAGUUGGUCCAGCACCAGAGCCAGUCGCCACCUCGAUCCCAGAGCAGCGUCUGAAACCGGCAGCAGAGGGAUACAUCGGCUUGACCCCUGAGCACAGCCAGAGACCAGCGCUGGCAUCCUCGGGCACACUGAUGCCCAUGGCCUUCCCACACCAGAUCCUGGCGCAAUUCUGGAAUCUGGUGCAGGAGUUCCCGCAGUUUCUGAAGGACAAAAAGGUUUGAGCAGCAGUGGGACGAGCAGGAUCCAGGGCUACAGUGGACCGUGSCAUUUCCUGCUGGGCCAAAGGUAGCCUUGGGGCCAGAGACUUCUCUAUGCUGCCCAUGCUGCUCUGCUGCGGCCACGCYGAUGCUGACGUGACCG
Molecule: messenger RNA, 817 nt
Organism: Malurus melanocephalus (red-backed fairy wren)
Lineage: Eukaryota; Metazoa; Chordata; Aves; Passeriformes; Maluridae
Product: acrosin-like
Exons: 3
Biological process (GO): acrosome reaction; proteolysis
Molecular function (GO): serine-type endopeptidase activity
Source: RefSeq, a predicted model, not a curated record